Messenger RNA from Myotis brandtii (Brandt's bat), 1604 nucleotides. RefSeq names its product leukocyte immunoglobulin-like receptor subfamily A member 2. Gene Ontology annotation, biological process: cytokine-mediated signaling pathway. NCBI's taxonomy places the organism in Eukaryota, Metazoa, Chordata, Mammalia, Chiroptera, Vespertilionidae. The transcript has 8 exons. Gene Ontology annotation, molecular function: inhibitory MHC class I receptor activity. The record is from RefSeq and is a predicted model, not a curated record. The annotation marks the transcript as partial.
GAGAGGACCCAGAAUCAUGUCGGUGGUUCUUCCCAUUUUGCUCUAUCUCGGAUUGUAUCUCACCCAGAGCACUCAGGCUGCGAUCGCACAGCAUCGCAAACCUGUUAUCACAGCUCAGCCUGGAUCCGGGGUUCGAUAUAAUCAACCAGUGACCAUCCGAUGCCAAGGGCCUCCAUAUGCUGAAGCCUACAAGAUAUGUAAAAAGAUAGAACCUCAGCCUAGGAAUGGAAGUAAAUUCCUGGUGGCUGGUAGGACCAACACUUUAUAUAUCCAAAAGAUGAAACGAGACAAUAUAGGACUGUACCGCUGUUCCUAUAUGGGAGCUGGAUUCUGGUCCCCCCUCAGCGACCCCCUGCAACUGGCCAUGAUAAUGGUUGGGCUGACCGCACCUGUUAUGAAAGCUCUGCCUGGACCCAUGGUUUUAUAUAAUGAACCAGUGACCAUCCUGUGCCAAGGGCCUCCAGAUGCUGAAGCCUACAAGAUAUAUAAAGUGGAAGAACUUGAGAAUAGGGAAGAAAGAAAAUUGUUGGUGGCUGGGAAACCUAACACUUUCUCUAUCCAAGAGAUGAAAGCAAACUGGACAGGACUGUACCACUGUUCCUACGAGAGUGGAGGAUUCUGGUCAACGCCCAGUGGCAACCUGGAUCUGGUGAUGACGGGAUCUUAUGACAAACCCUCACUCUCGAGCAUGAGUGGCACGGUGGUGGCUCCAGGAGACAAUGUGACGUUACAGUGUUUCUCCAGAAUCAAGUUUUAUGCAUUUAUUCUCACCAAAGAUGGGGCACCUCAGUUCACCCACAGACAAAGCUACACAGUCCAGGACGAUGGACUUCUGAUCACCUUCCACAUGGACAAUGUCACCUCCACUCAGGCAGGGACCUACAGAUGCUACGGUGGCUUCAACAAAAACUCCUCUAUGUGGUCUCACCCCAGCGACCCAUUGCAGCUUAUGGUCAGAGGAUCUUAUGACAAACCCUCACUCUCCAGCAUGAGUGGCACGGUGGUGGCUCCAGGAGAUAAUGUGACGUUACAGUGUUUCUCCAGAAUCAAGUUUGAUUCAUUUAUUCUCACCAAAGAAGAUGCACCUCAGUUCACCCAGAGACAAAGCUCCACGGCCCAGGACAAUGGCGUUCAGACCACCUUCCACAUGGACAGUGUCACCUCCACACAGGCAGGGACCUACAGAUGCUAUGGUGCCUUCAGCAAAGACCCGUAUGUGUGGUCUCACCCCAGCGACCCAUUGCAGCUGGUGGUCAGAGGAUCUUAUGACAAACCCUCACUCUCCAGCAUGAGUGGCACUGUGGUGGCUCCAGGAGACAAUGUGACGUUACAGUGUUUCUCCAGAAUCAAGUUUGAUUCGUUUAUUCUCACCAAAGACGAUGCACCUCAGUUCACCCAGAGACAAAGCUCCAUGGCCCAGGACAAUGGAGUUCAGGCCACCUUCCACAUGGACCGUGUCACCUCCACAGAGGCAGGGACCUACAGAUGCUACGGUGUCGUCAGCAAAGACCCGUAUGUGCGGUCUCACCCCAGCGACCCAUUGCAGCUUGUGGUCAGAGAAGCUACUGUUGAUCCCACAUCCGUGGAGCUGGGACAUCCACAUG